Messenger RNA from Orbicella faveolata, 1326 nucleotides. RefSeq lists its product as uncharacterized. Gene Ontology annotation, molecular function: catalytic activity. NCBI's taxonomy places the organism in Eukaryota, Metazoa, Cnidaria, Anthozoa, Scleractinia, Merulinidae. Gene Ontology annotation, biological process: fatty acid beta-oxidation. The record is from RefSeq and is a predicted model, not a curated record.
GCAGAUCAGAGUGUGAAUCAUUCCUCCGCAGUAGAGGCUGAAGCUAAGGGUGGUGUCGUUUGCAGUUCGCAAAGCUAUAAAGUUACACUUGUUAUCUACAACCUCAAGACUGUGCAAGUCGAAUUACCAUGGCUUAUGAAGGGUUCAAGACAUUUAAAGUCGAGAUAAAGGAAGGCGUCGCUUGGGUAACAUUUGACUUUCCUCCAGUGAAUGUCCAAGGAAAACCGAUGCUUGAUGACCUGAAUCGUUUGGCUGAGGCCUUGGAGCCCGAUCGUUCCAUCAAGGUGGUGGUCUUCCAGUCAAGCCAUCCGGAUAUUUUUGUCUGUCACGCAGACAUUGACAUGCUGUGUGAGAUUCCUGCCUCUAAACGCUCCAUGGACGACCCUUUGUUAUAUUUACAAGAGGUGUUACAGCGAAUCAGUGCACUUCCUCAAGCUACCAUUGCUAAAGUAGAGGGAAUGGCCCGAGGAGGCGGACACGAAUUCAUGCUGGCGUGUGACAUGCGUUUCGCCGCUCGAGGUAAGGCGGUGUUUAUGCAGAUGGAGGUGGGUAUGGGCAUUGUACCAUGCGGUGGAGGGACACAGCGGCUUGCGCGUCAAGUUGGAAUGGGUCGUGCCAUGGAGAUCAUUCUGGGGGCCCACGACUUCGAUGCGGACCUCGCAGAACGCUAUGGAAGCAUCAACCGAGCAUUGGAUCCUGACGAAAUUGGGCCUUUUGUGGAAGAGCUGGCCAACCGCAUAGGUAAAUUCUCGGCGGGAUCUAUCGCUGCCUGCAAGAGAUGUGUGCUGAGUGCAGUGGAGACUCCAAUAGAAGAAGGCCUGAAGAUUGAGGCGUACCAGCUGGGGCAGGCUAUGGCAUCCACCCCUGGCGCCAAGAGAUUUGCUUAUGCCAAGGAACAAGGGCUACAAGAUGAUCUGGAAACCCAAAAGAAUUGGGACAAAGGAGUCAUGGACAUUCAGUCAAUACAGUAACUCACCACUGAACGUUUUCUUGCAGUGGAAGAUGAUUGUUAAUUUACCCUGUUGUUUUUCGUUAGUUUCAUCUUCUAUCGUUAAAAAAUUAUCCGUAGAUACGAAAGUUGUAGAGUUGUAGAAUUCUGCUAAUUAAUAAAUCCAAUAUUCUGUGUGAAAUUAAUGGCGACUUAAGGCGACUUAAGGUGACUUAAGGCAACUUUAAGCGACUUAAGGUCCCAGAGUAUGCCUUUCUAUACUGACCCUCAAUGUCCAAAAUGGACUUUUCAGAUAAUCGCAACAUGAGACUGCCAAAAGUUGAAUUCAAAAUUGUUGACCCUUUCGUGGUAACUAAAAAUAAAUAUUAAUACCAAAA